Colletotrichum scovillei is the source of this 1133-nucleotide messenger RNA. Its product is annotated as GPR1/FUN34/YaaH-class plasma membrane protein. Gene Ontology annotation, cellular component: plasma membrane. The transcript has 5 exons. The record is from RefSeq and is a predicted model, not a curated record. Lineage: Eukaryota; Fungi; Ascomycota; Sordariomycetes; Glomerellales; Glomerellaceae. Gene Ontology annotation, molecular function: acetate transmembrane transporter activity. Bases 174 to 1133 code for a protein of 319 amino acids.
CUCUCGAAACACCAUCUGCGUUCAGUCUUGGUUGUCAUUCCUGUCGUCUCUUAUUUCCUCCGUUCAUCCAAAGAACAUAGUGUACCAUCUGUAUCAUUAUCCCUUUCCUCAAUUGCUCUGUCAAUUCCUUUGAUACCCCUCUGCCAUCUUAAUCAACCUCCACAGACGAAACAAUGGAUAACAAGGAAGACAUCCAUGAAGUCAACUCCCAUUCCCACCACAACGAGCACCGCCGCCCGUCGGACCCUCACCAGCGCGUCGACAGCCACCAUCGUCGUGUGCCCAAUGGCGGCGGCUACAAUGGCGAGUACCCAGAGGACGAGUACAUGGCGCCCCAUGCCAGCCGCGACGACGCACUCAAGAGGAUGAGAACGGCCGGGUCAAUCUCCAUGUCGCCCGAGCUGUUUGAGAAGCUGUAUCUUUCACCGCAGAAUAACGUCAAGGGGGAUCUGCGCAAGACCUUUGGUAACCCGACUCCGAUCGCCAUUGUUGGAUUCCUCAUCUCACUGACGCCUCUUGCUUGUGACUUGAUGGGUUGGAGAGGAGCUGGCGGAAGCGGUGCGGCAGGCAUCGGCUCAUACUUCUUCUUCGGCGGUCUCCUCAUGUUCGUAGGCGGCCUCCUCGAAUGGGUCCUCGGCAACACCUUCCCCUCUGUCGUCUUCCUUACCUUCUCCUCCUUCUGGUUCACUUUUGGCGCGACUCUGAACCCCUCCUUUGCCGCCUUCUCAUCGUACGCACCCGCGAACGCGACGUCUGGGGCCGAAGGUUUGACGACGCAAGGGUUCAAUGCUAGUUUCGGCUUCAUCACACUCGCGAUGGGCAUGAUCUGCGUUGUAUUCCUCAUCUGCUCGCUCCGCACCAAUAUUGUCUUCUUCCUCAUCUUCUUGACGCUCGUUGCUGCGUUCGGGUUGAUUACGGCCGCGUAUUGGUUCCUUGCCAUGGAUUACACUGGCAAUGCUGCCUACGCCGCAAAACUCCUCCAGGCUGCCGGUGCUUUCGCGUUCGUGACUUGUGCCGCUGGUUGGUGGCUCAUCUUCGCUAUCCUCUUGGCAUCGCUCGACUUCCCCUUGGAACUUCCCGUUGGAGACCUGAGCAGAGUGAUUCGUGGAAAGAGCGAAAAGAGCCAAGUUUAA